Cucurbita maxima (winter squash) is the source of this 1196-nucleotide messenger RNA. Its product is annotated as major extracellular endoglucanase-like. NCBI's taxonomy places the organism in Eukaryota, Viridiplantae, Streptophyta, Magnoliopsida, Cucurbitales, Cucurbitaceae. The annotation marks the transcript as partial. Gene Ontology annotation, molecular function: hydrolase activity, hydrolyzing O-glycosyl compounds. The transcript is spliced from 2 exons. The record is from RefSeq and is a predicted model, not a curated record.
UCAUAAAAGAGAAGAAAAAAUGGGAAGAACUUUUCAAGUUGUUCUUUUUCUAGCAUUGUUUGUGCUUCUACCUCCUUCUGUUUAUUCUUUACCGUUGUCAACAAACGGAAGGUGGAUCGUUGAUUCGACAACAGGGCGUCGAGUGAAGCUUGUGUGCGUGAAUUGGCCUUCCCACACACAGAGCAUGCUAAUAGAAGGUCUCAACCACAGGCCAUUAAAAGAGCUGGCAGAUGAGGCAAUCAAGUUGAGGUUUAAUUGUGUACGACUCACGUAUGCAACUCAAAUGUUCACUCGUUAUGCAAAUAGGACAGUUGAAGAGAAUUUUGACCUUCUCGAUUUAGAGCAAGCAAAAGCCGGAUUGGCUCAAUAUAAUCCUUUUGUGUUGAACAAGACUAUUGCUGAAGCCUAUGAAGCUGUUGUUGAUGUGCUUGGAGAGAGUGGUUUAAUGGUGAUUGCCGACAACCAUAUGAGUCAGCCAAGAUGGUGUUGCUCCCUUGACGAUGGCAAUGGAUUUUUUGGAGACCGCUAUUUUGACCCUCAAGAAUGGCUACAAGGUCUUAGCUUAGUUGCUCAACGCUUUUCCAAGAAACCAACGGUGGUUGGAAUGAGCCUACGAAACGAGAUACGAGGAACCAAUGAAAAUGCAAAUGAUUGGAACAAUUAUGUUACUCAAGGAGUAACAACAAUCCACAACAUUAACCCAAAUGUUUUAGUGAUUGUUUCGGGCCUAAAUUUUGAUAAUGAUCUUCGAUGCUUAAAAGAGAAGCCCUUGAAUGCAAGCGCCUUAGACAACAAGUUGGUUUUUGAGGUGCACUUGUAUUCGUUCAGUGGAGAUGCAGAGAGUAAAUUUAUAAACCAGCCACUAAAUAAUAUUUGUGCAGAUAUUAUCAAUGGCUUUGUAGACCAUGCUGAAUUUGUUAGAGAAGGACCAAACCCAUUUCCUUUGUUUGUCAGCGAAUAUGGGUACGAUCAGAGAGAGGUUAACGAUGCAGAAAAUCGGUUCAUGAGUUGCUUCACAGCUCAUCUUGCACAAGAAGAUUUAGAUUGGGCAUUAUGGACUUGGCAAGGUAGCUAUUAUUAUAGGGAAGGUCAGGCAGGCCCGGCAGAAACUUUUGGAGCUCUCGACUCCAAUUGGACUCAAAUUAAAAAUCCAAACUUUGUCCAGAAGUUUCAACUAUUGCAGACUAUGUUGCAAG